Molecule: messenger RNA, 1740 nt
Organism: Triplophysa dalaica
Lineage: Eukaryota; Metazoa; Chordata; Actinopteri; Cypriniformes; Nemacheilidae
Gene: ghrh
Product: growth hormone releasing hormone
Exons: 8
Coding region: 308-892 (194 amino acids)
Biological process (GO): adenylate cyclase-activating G protein-coupled receptor signaling pathway; positive regulation of multicellular organism growth; growth hormone secretion
Cellular component (GO): extracellular region; perikaryon; terminal bouton
Molecular function (GO): peptide hormone receptor binding; neuropeptide hormone activity; growth hormone-releasing hormone receptor binding
Source: RefSeq, a predicted model, not a curated record
GUUUUAUCAGAGUUGGGGCUAAACUCUGCAGGAAUGUGGAUCUCUUGGGCCCGAGUUGAGAACCACUGGUGUAGUAGAAUGCAAUAGAGAGAGAGAGAGAGAGAGAGAGAGAGAGAGAGAAAGAGAAAGAGAGGGAGAGAGAGUCCAUACUUGAGUCUCAUUCAACUCAUCACUUCACCCCACUCACUGGAGACAUUGAGAAUGAAACCAAACCCUGAAAAGCCAUAUUCAACAUCUCUCUGCUUUGUUGCGUAUUUUCCACACAAUCGCUCAGGACCUUUCAAGAAAAGCAAAAAUUAAGGUCAGAAUGCUGCAGAGAACAGCCCUGGCGCUCUGUUGCCUGUUGCUGCCGGCAACAUCGUCUCCACUUUAUCCAGCACUGAGUUUUAGAUCUCAGUCAUCGUCCAGCAUUAGUUUCGCUUCACCACGCGAACAAUCUUUGCCUUGGAGAAGGAUAUGCCUGUUCGGUCAGAGAGCGGCUGCAAUAUUAAUGACCUCCUCUAUUGAGGAUCCACUGCAGCUGCCAGCAGAUCCCUCCUCACAGACACCAAACGCAGAGUUCAGGUCUGAAAGACAUGCUGAUGCCAUCUUUACCAACAGCUACCGGAAAGUUCUCGGUCAAAUAUCUGCUAGAAAAUUCCUACAGACUGUUAUGGGCAAAAGACUUGGAACAGAAACUCAACAAUAUGUAAAACGCCAGUCUGGUAUCUACGGAGACAGUUUCAAGGAAAAUGUGGAUAUGGAUGUCAUUGGGAGGAAACAAAGUUAUAGACAGCCACAAAGAUUUACAAAAACAAUUUUCCCGUACACUGACACCAGACAGCGCGUGUUUGGAAAGUCUACUUCAGGAAAAAGGACCCCUCAAAAUCUACACCCUUUUAAAAAUACUUAAAAAUAUAAAUUAUAUCUAUAUCUACACUUCAGAAAAUGCAGAAGGUGGUUAAGUGUACAACUAAAUAACUUUGAGAUUAUUUAAAAUGUAAUUUUGCAGUUUUACCCAAGCAACUUUGUUUUUGUAUGACCAACAUUUUAAUUCACAGAAUUUUAGUGUCAUAUAGUUGAAGUGGUUACUUCUAUCAACAUAAGCCACCUGUGACUGACCAACUUUCAAAAAUGCACUUCUGUACAUCAUUUCCAUUGCUAAAUUGUGUUAUAUAAACUACAUUGUCAGUCAAAACUUCUUAAAAAGGCCUAAAGGCUCAAAGUCACAUUGUUCAACCAUUAACCAUGCACAAGCCGUGUUUUCCUUGUUUAUUUCUUUCAUUAAAAAAACAUUGAAUUAGCCAUCUGUGUUGUGAUGACUGGAAGAAUGAUUCCAAAUCUGUUCUUGUAAAGACAAAUAAACAUCCUUGUCUGGACGUUGUGAUAAAAAAGGUGAAAAAGAAACUCCAACAGGAACAUGCUUAUGCAUUACAAAAAAUGAGGGGACAGGAAUUUGCUUUAAAAAUACCCCCACCCCAAAACAGUGGAUGAACACCACAGACCAUCAAACACAAGUUACUGUACAAGCAACAUUCAUUUUAUCCCCCAAUGUAGCAAAUUUCUUACAGUGCAUUCAGUUUUCAAAUAAACAGAUUGGAAAAAUAAAACUGCAUGUUCCUAAAUAAAUCAUUUGAUGUCAAGCUGUGUUUUUGAAACUUAUUCAGAAGAGUCUUCUUUCACUUUUUAACCUCCACCAAUACUUCCCCAAUUCUUAAAUAAAGACAUGAAUAUGAAGCAUCCAUGGUCUUCUUCAGAUGA